AUGUCGACCGUCUUCGCCUCCCUGGUACGCCCACCCAAGCUGCGACGCGCUUCCGCAGCUACGCAGCCCGCGGCCCAGCCUCCGCCCUCGAUCGACAGUCAUGGUCUCGACGAGCCCGACCUGCGCGACCUCAAUGCCGCCCUGCAAGCGCUUACGGAUAUCUUCCCCGACCUGCAACCCGAGGUUUUCCGAGAGAUGCUGUCUACUUUUAGCGAAGAGAGCAGGCUGCAAGUCGUCACCGAGACGCUCUUGAAGCAUGGCGACAAGUACGUGCGGGGCCGGUACAGGAAGCCUGCUGAGCAGGAAGAGCAGCGGGAGACGGCGCAGAAGUACAAAUACCGCAAAGAAGACGCACCGAGGGAUACUCGAGGCAUACCCCUUGCGCUGGAAGAGAAGUUCCGGUCACGACGGUAUAAGGAGGCUGCCAAAGAAGCGCUGUAUCAGGAAUUCAAAGGCCUGAGCCACUCGACCAUCAAGGCUGUGCUGGCUGAAUACAACUACAGCUAUACGCAUGCACGACCGACGCUAUUGGAUCUGUCAACUAGAAGCUGGAGGUCCAGCAUCACCAACUUCCUGAUGCGCCGGAAGGCGCCGACGGCCAGUGAUCACCCCCUGGUCAUAUGGACUCCCGCCGACGAACGCCUGAACCGUCCGUCUAUGCCACUUCUCGUAAAGACUCGAAGCGACGAGCUGAACCAGGAGCUGUACAACGCACUCAUUGUACCGGAACAUGAGAAACACCGGAACGCGCAAUUGCGACAGGACUAUGACUUGGCCAUGCAAUGGAACGAAGAGGAGGCCGAGCGUGAAGGCGAAAUGUACGACUGCGAAUGCUGCUUCAUACCCAACACGCUUCAGCAGAUGUCGACCUGCGAUAUCGAUGGCCACUACAUCUGCUUCCGUUGCAUACGGCAUGCUAUCAACGCUGCCCUCUACGACCAGGGCUGGGCGCGUAACAUCAACACGGACCUGUGUACCCUGAAAUGCAUAGCGCCUAUGACCGGUGGCUCCGAAGAGUGUCGUGGCUGCAUACCCUUCUCGUUUGUGAAGCGCGCUCUUCUGGAAGAGCAAGAUGGAAAGGACAACCUGAACAAACUCAACGAGCGCUUCGCUAGCGAUGCACUGACCAGAUCUCAGCUACCACUCGUACAGUGUCCCUUCUGCUCGUAUGCGGAGUUGGAUGACCUCGCGCUUCCAGAUACCAACCUCUUCGCCAGCCUACGUUUCAAAUCCCGCCCACUCAUACUGGCUUCGCUGGCAUCGGGUCUUGCGAAUGAGGGCUAUCAACACUUCUGUGGACACUUCCGCGAACGGCCCGGACAGCCAUGCGGCGAGUGCAACAAAUGUGAUCUAUACCGCGUAGAGGACGAAGAGAGGGUGGUCAAGAGGGCCAAAGAUAGGGCCGAAGCAGAGUGGUGGGAGGCGCAGGGCGAUGGUGCGAAAGAAGGACUGCAGAAAGAGGUUGGGAAGAACGAGGGCUCUGCGGCGAAAGGGGUUGCGGGGCUGAAGAGGGGAAAUUGGGAAGCCUGGAUCGAAGGCGUACUGGAUAGUGUGCUUGUUUAA
Messenger RNA from Alternaria conjuncta, 1563 nucleotides. RefSeq lists its product as uncharacterized. Lineage: Eukaryota; Fungi; Ascomycota; Dothideomycetes; Pleosporales; Pleosporaceae. The transcript is spliced from 2 exons. The record is from RefSeq and is a predicted model, not a curated record. The coding region runs from base 1 to 1563 and encodes 520 amino acids.